Triplophysa dalaica is the source of this 1981-nucleotide messenger RNA. It is a transcript of the gene zbtb26, whose product is annotated as zinc finger and BTB domain containing 26. Gene Ontology annotation, biological process: regulation of immune system process; negative regulation of transcription by RNA polymerase II; regulation of cytokine production. Lineage: Eukaryota; Metazoa; Chordata; Actinopteri; Cypriniformes; Nemacheilidae. Gene Ontology annotation, molecular function: protein binding. Bases 124 to 1353 code for a protein of 409 amino acids. The record is from RefSeq and is a predicted model, not a curated record. The transcript has 2 exons.
CGCGCGUGGUGUCUCGUGUAGCUAAGCUCAUAGCACAAGGUCUUCCGCCACGCGCCAAAAACACAGUCGCUUUAUUACAUACAUCUCCAAGACAACGUAUGAAAAAAUCCAUUAAAGUAUAUCAUGGCCCAGGACGGGGUGAUUCUGCAGUUCAACUUUCCCACGUUUGGGGACUCCAUGCUUCAAAAGAUGAAUGCUCUUCGAAGAGACAGACGCUUCUGUGACGUCAUCGUGCGCAUCAACGAUGUAGAAGUACCGGGACACAAAGUGGUGUUUGCUGCCGGCUCCCCAUUCCUAAGAGACCAGUUUUUCCUUCAGGACUCGAACGAAGUACAAAUUUCCACACAACAAGAUGCAGAAGUUGGACAGAGACUUCUUCUCUCCUGCUACACCGGGACACUCGAGUUUCCAGAGCUGGAAUUAGUACACUAUUUAACGGUCGCCAGUUUCCUACAGAUGGGACAUAUCGUAGAGCAGUGCACUGAAGCUUUAAAUAAAUUCAUUAAACCACACGAGGUCAAAGAUGAACGGACAUCGUCCCGGCAGCCUUCUGACUUUAACGCGCAGCGUGGUGCGCCUCUCGUGGAGACUAUAUGUGAUGAUGAAGAUGAUGAUGAUGAUGAGGUGGACAAUGAAGGGGAAGAUGAGUUGGAUGAAGAUGUAAUCAUAGAGCCAACAUCUCAGCCAGCAUUUAGAAACACUCAGUGCAGGAGUAGAGAAGAGGAUAGGCAUAUUAGCAUCAUCAAGGUGGAGUCGAUUGAAGACCGGAUGCAAGAUGAUCCUGAUAACCUCCAACGCUCAUCUCGUUCUCCGGCACUGUGCUCAGGGGAGCCACAACAUUCGCUUAUUAACUCCACAGUUGAAACACGCCCCACCGAGACCGCCGCUAACCCUGAGGCUGAAUAUGCGCUGUCCCCACCGGGACCCAGCUUUUCCGGGAAGGGGAAUCUUUGGGGAUGCUCACGAAAUGGCGAAAAAGGCAUGCAGUGGUUUCAUCAGUGCCCUAAAUGUGCCCGUGUAUUCCGUCAACUAGAAAACUACGCUAAUCAUUUGAAGAUGCACAAGUUGUUCAUGUGCCUCAUGUGUGGAAAAACGUUUACCCAGAAAGGCAACCUGCAUCGGCACAUGCGUGUCCAUGCUGGCAUCAAGCCUUUCCAGUGUAAGAUAUGUGGAAAGACUUUCACUCAGAAGUGUUCGCUGCUAGACCAUCUGAACCUUCACAGCGGGGACAAACCGCACCGUUGUAACUACUGUGACAUGGUGUUCGCACAUAAACCAGUUCUCCGCAAACACCUCAAGCAGAUACACGGCAAGAACAGUUUCGACAAUGCCAAUGAAGGCAGUCUGCUAUAAGGAUUAUAAAAGUCUAGACCAUUUAUAUUUAAAGAGAUAGUUCACCCCAAAAUGUAAAUUUUGUCAUCAUUUAUUCAACCUCAUGUCAUUCAGGACCUGUUUAUUCGGUGAAACAUGAAGCAGAUAUUUUAAGAAAAGGUUUUAAGCCGUUUUAGGGCCAUAUAAUGGAAGUCAAUGGGGCCUCUUUAUUAUACAAGAUGUAAAACAUUUGUCUUUAAAACUCUGGAAACUGUAAAUAACAUGUGCUAAUACAUGUACAAAUUAAAAUCAGGUUUUCGGUCAUAUUUUCACAUUUAAGGCUGAAGAAUACUAUAUAAGGAAACUAUAGUAUUGAGUUUCCUCUGAAUGCUGCUGUGGCAUUAUUUGUGUCAUAUCUUUUGUAAAGAUAAUAAUAUACUGUUGCAGUAUAUCUGAUCACACCGUGUUUCAGAUUUGAAAUGCUAACUGUAUGAAUGGAUGCUAUUGUAAUAUUUCCAACUCUAAACUUUCCAACUGUUAUUGAACACUGUGUUUAACACUUCUGUCUGUAUUAAAUGUCGCCAAAAUCCAUCUGUGUAAACAACUUUGCGAACAUUGCUGUGACUCCGUAGUAAAUAAUGUCAGAUACGAAAUGAAAAGUGCUUUCUUU